Corticium candelabrum is the source of this 2507-nucleotide messenger RNA. RefSeq names its product tau-tubulin kinase 2-like. The record is from RefSeq and is a predicted model, not a curated record. Gene Ontology annotation, biological process: signal transduction; peptidyl-serine phosphorylation. NCBI's taxonomy places the organism in Eukaryota, Metazoa, Porifera, Homoscleromorpha, Homosclerophorida, Plakinidae. The transcript has 13 exons. Bases 55 to 1668 code for a protein of 537 amino acids. Gene Ontology annotation, molecular function: ATP binding; protein serine/threonine kinase activity. Gene Ontology annotation, cellular component: nucleus; cytoplasm.
GAUAACUUUUGAUUUGACGCAUGCGCGUUAAUCUAUCCGGCAUUUACACUCGCUAUGGCAACACAGGACUCUGGUGUUGUGACGGGUUUAGCCAAUGAAUCAACCGUUAUCAGAGACAGAUGGAAAAUUGUGAAGAAGGUCGGCGGCGGAGGAUUCGGUGAGAUAUAUGAGGGUAUCGACGAAGAGAACGGCGAACGAGUUGCCGUCAAGUUGGAGGCUGCCAAUCAAGCUAAACAAGUGCUGAGGAUGGAGGUGGCUGUUUUGAAAAGGCUGCAAGGAUUUCCCCACGUCUGCAAGUUCUUCGGUUGCGGAAGGAAUUCUCGUUUCAACUACAUGGUCAUGUCACUUCAAGGUCCAAAUCUAGCAGAGUUACGUCGCCAGCAACCGCACGGCAUCUUCAGCUCAAGCACGACCUUAAGAAUUGGAGUACAAGCUCUUAAAGCGAUCCGGUGUGUCCACCAGUGUGGCUUCCUGCAUCGAGACAUCAAACCGUCGAACUUUGCGGUUGGGAGCUCAUCAAAGACGAGCAACGUGUUGUACAUCUUGGACUUUGGCCUGUCAAGACAGUUUUUGGACUCUGCGGGAAAGCUAAGAGUUGCUCGUACUGUUGCCGGCUUUAGAGGAACUGUUCGUUAUGCUUCGGUAAAUGCACACAAGUCAAAGGAGUUAGGACGUCAUGAUGACAUUAUAUCUCUUUUCUACAUGUUGGUGGAGUUUACAAUUGGUCAGUUGCCGUGGAGAAAACUCAAAGAAAAAGAAGUCGUUGGGAAGAUAAAGUCAGAAUUUGACCACAGCAUGUUUCUCAAGGAACUGCCGUCUGAAUUUGGACCAUUCUGGCAUCAUCUUAAAGGGCUGACGUAUGAACAGAAACCAGACUUCUCGCUCCUUCUCUCUCUGCUACACAAAGCCAUUAUCGGGCGAGGCUACAAGGAUACGGAUCGUUAUGACUGGGAAAAGAACUGGGUGGACGGAUCCAUUACAACUACAACGACAUCGUCUGUUCCUCUUGCCGCUGCUGCAGCUAACUCAGAAAAGAAAAAAGGUGGAAGUAAAGUAGUGAGUCGUGGCACUAGCUUUGGUCCUCGAGGUCAACCAACACCUCUUGGAGCGGUCAGGCAAGUGACAUCGCAUUCAGCUCAAAGUGUCGGAAGUCUGGCUGAAGAUCUUAAUGGAUCCAUGGACAAACAGGAACAAGAACAACAUGACGCAAGAGAGCAAUGUUAUAUUGACGAUGUAAACAUGGCGAAAAAUGUACAAAAUAUUGAGAACAACAGCAGAAAAUCAUCACCUCAAUCGUGUUCAGCACCACCCGUCUCUCCUCAGGACAAACACGAUGUUAACAACAACAGCUCAGGGAAUUCGUCAAAAAAAUCAAAGGAGAGUGUCAGUGAACCAUCGUCUAGGCAACAGCAAAGGGAAAGCAGCAUCAGUGCCCAUCGUUGUAAUAGCCAGUCGAGCAACGCAAAGUCAAGCAAACAGACGAGCAGCAUAAGUGAUCGUAAGAGUUGUUUGAAGUCAACCAGCGAGCAUCAACGUUCCACAACAUCGAAUGAACCAUUGAAGUUACCGUUUCAACCGAGACCACCUCCAGGCAAAGCAAGUCGGCCUUGUCUGUCUGCAAGACUGCGUCGAUUUCAUGUCCAGUUACCCGACACCGAAGUUACAUAAACAAUUCUCAACUAAUCGAACAAAGUACGUUUCUAUUUAUUUAUAUAUUUAUAUCUGAUUGGUACAGACCACAUGAGAUGCCGUGUAGCACACGUGGAGAAGUGGUAGCUGUUAUGCAGCGCUUGUUUACAACAAUUUUUUUCUAUUUUCAGUAUAAGGUUGUCUUACAGUAUAAUUGACAGUAUGACUGAUUGAGUGUAUGAAGAUUGCGUUGUCAUUGCUUUCAGUGCGUACUGUUUAUCAAACAUUUGAAUGUAUGUGGGUAGUUGAGUUCAGAUAAACUAUGUUGUCUGAUGUUGAUUUCAGCAUUUUGUGAUCUCGCUUUUGAUUGCAGCUCUCUGUGUGUGCUUGUAUGAUAGAAGUCUGGUGUUUCGUUUCUGGCGAUGAAAUGCCAUUGUUCUUUCUCACUUUUUGAUGAGGUGUGUUGCAUGAACUAUAAACGGGUGUGGGUGCUGUGGGGCUAGCUUCCUCACAUCGUUAGAAGGAAUGUUAGUUUGCUCUAAGGUGAGUGUAAUGUUUCUAAGGUUAGUUUAGUGGUUGCAUAGAGUGUGUAUUCCUUAUUGUUUCAUAAAUGGAGAGUCACUUGGCUGCAAACAUGGAUACUGCAGAAACGUGGCUAAUGCAACAACAGAACACUCACAAAACAGUUAAAUUAACAUAAACAACUUAUGGUCUGGCUGCAACUGGGAGUGACACACUGAGGAUCAACGCUCUAAUUUAUCUUGUAUUUUCUGCUAAUCUUGAGCCAUCAACUUGUACACGAGCUAUCGACAAUUGAAAGAUUUAAUCAUGUGCCAUUCAACUUUGUGUCUUCUGGGCCUGACCUCACUGGAACUGCU